UUUGAGGUUACUGAAAUGUGAAACUCACAUCGAAAGUAAUAUACUUACGUUAAAAGAAUGCGUAUAGGCUACUUUCAGGAUCCCCAGCCUUUUGCUUUGACUUGCUUAUGCGGAGUUAAAUAUUACAUUGGGGAGUCAGCUGCGCUAUAAUACUGCAUUAAGGUAAAAACUCAUCUGAACAUGCAGUACCGACUGUAAAAUUAAUACAUCUUCGCCGAUGAGAAAGUGAGGAACUGGAAAGCCGUCAGCGACUGCUGAAAAGCCUCUAGUCAUGUGCAUAUAUAUGUGACGUCAUUUUGUUGAAUAAAAUGCGAAUACGCGCUAUGAGAGACGCGCGAUACAAUUUUCACGAGGGUAAUGUAAGAACAGCAGGGAUAGAUUUAUUGUAGAGUCAUAAACAAUAGAGACUGGUAGGUAUACUUGCAGGAGCAGCAGAGCGUCUAAGGCAGAACGGUUGGGACUCAGAGCGUUUUGAAGUCGGACAGGUAUCGAUAUCAGAGAACGUGAUUGAUAAACCUCGGGCGCGUAAAGAACUCAGGCGAUUCUACAGCAUUUGCCAUGGAAACCAGUGGCAACAUUUCGGACUUUCUUUCAAACCCAGUGAUGUCGAAUAGCAGCGCAUUCUGCCGAAACUUCAGCAACAGCUCCAGUUUUGUGAACAUGAACAGCUCCAGAUGUGACAGGACGGCUGAGCUGGACAAAAGCUCAACUCCUGUGAUAGUGGCGAUCAUCAUCACUGCGUUAUACUCUAUAGUAUGUGUGGUGGGACUGUUGGGCAACGUUCUCGUCAUGUAUGUUAUUAUAAGAUAUACCAAAAUGAAAACUGCGACCAACAUCUACAUCUUCAACCUUGCUUUAGCAGAUGCCUUGGCAACAAGCACUCUACCGUUCCAGAGUGUGAAUUACCUGAUGGGUACGUGGCCCUUUGGAGACGUGCUGUGCAAGAUCGUGAUGUCCAUUGAUUACUACAACAUGUUCACCAGCAUCUUUACCCUCACCACUAUGAGUGUCGACCGUUACAUCGCUGUUUGCCACCCGGUUAAAGCCCUGGACUUCAGAACCCCCCGGAACGCCAAGAUUGUCAACGUGUGUAAUUGGAUCCUCUCAUCUGCCAUCGGUCUCCCUGUCAUGGUCAUGGCCUCCACCACUAUUGAGUACCACAGCAGUUCGUUUGCCGUCAUUGACUGCACUUUGCUUUUUCCCCAUCCUUCUUGGUACUGGGAGAACCUCCUGAAGAUCUGCGUCUUCAUCUUCGCCUUCAUCAUGCCCGUUCUCAUCAUCACCAUCUGUUACGGCUUAAUGAUUCUCCGCCUGAAGAGUGUGCGCAUGCUGUCUGGCUCCAAGGAGAAGGACCGCAACCUCCGGCGCAUCACCCGAAUGGUCCUGGUAGUGGUGGCGGUUUUCAUUGUUUGCUGGACACCGAUCCACAUCUUCGUCAUCAUCAAGGCCUUGGUGACCAUUCCCAGCUCGCUCCUGCAGACCGUCACCUGGCAUUUCUGCAUCGCCCUCGGCUACACCAACAGCUGCCUCAACCCGGUGCUCUACGCCUUCCUGGACGAGAACUUCAAGCGCUGUUUCAGGGAGUUCUGCGUUCCCAGUCCAUCCGUGCUGGACCUCCAGAACUCCACACGCACCAGGAACCCCCAGCGCGAGGGCCAGUCCAGCGGCCACACGGUAGACAGGACGAAUCAGCAGGUAUGACUAGUCCUGGAAAUGUCAUCACUGGAGUCCCGCUGCCAGCCCAGUGUUGACAUGAGCUCGGAUGUCACGCAGAUCACCACGGGUGUUUAACACCUUCCCCUAUAGGAACUGCGGUAGGUUGAACCAUCUUGCUAGGCCUCCUUACAAUUUCAGACUGUUGAAGUAGAUUUCAGUGUGAAAUACAACACAUACUAGAUUAUUGACCCCAAAAGACACCAAUAAGCUGAGCUUAUUUCACUAUCUGUGAUGUUCACAGCCAUGCAUCUGAUCCGUAUCCGUUAGGUUAGUCCAGCAUUCAAGAACUGUAUUUAUGUACUUAAAGUUGCAUCUUAAGUCCCCUUAACAUGUAAAUGUUACUAUAAGAAUAAUUAUUUUGUAACUGAUAGCACAGUUUUAUUUGUAGAAAGAAGAGAAUGUAUGAAUUAAUUUAGGAUCACAGAAAAUGUAAAUUAUGUAUUUAACAUAAAAUAUUCAGCCUUUAUCUGUCUCUGCCUUAAAUCAUACAGUAUUUCAAUUUUCGCUUGUUUUCAUGGCCAGCAAAGCGAUUUGGUUAAACUGUCUUGUUUAGUUAUGUUCCUUUGAAGUAAUUGAAAUUAAUCAUCAAAUGACUGUUAGAUGUGACGUGCGCUCUGUUUCUCUGAUUUACCGUGGACUUCAUAGAAAUGCCGAACACAAUAACAAAAACGCCUCUUGCAACAAUGGCUAAUUUUCAUGCUUCGGUGGUGACAAAUGUAUUGUGCUUGUGCUCUAAAGCAAAUCUCUUGUACUAAUGUAAAUGUCUAAUGUAAUUGUCUGAUUGUCACUCACACCAAGACACUCUGUCUGAAAAAAGGAAAUGUUUUAUGCUCUAAAAUACCUUGAAGAUCUAUGUGCAAGUGUUUCUGUAAGUUUUUAUAUACUGUAUGCAGCAUUAUAAAUAAAUCAUUCA
Messenger RNA from Labeo rohita (rohu), 2629 nucleotides. RefSeq names its product opioid receptor, mu 1 (gene oprm1). The record is from RefSeq and is a predicted model, not a curated record. Gene Ontology annotation, biological process: G protein-coupled opioid receptor signaling pathway; sensory perception of pain; neuropeptide signaling pathway. The transcript has 3 exons. Gene Ontology annotation, cellular component: membrane; neuron projection. Gene Ontology annotation, molecular function: beta-endorphin receptor activity; neuropeptide binding; G-protein beta-subunit binding. The coding region runs from base 559 to 1701 and encodes 380 amino acids. NCBI's taxonomy places the organism in Eukaryota, Metazoa, Chordata, Actinopteri, Cypriniformes, Cyprinidae.